AUGAUCCAUUCGAUUUCUUUAGCAAAAGCCGGGAAAUAUUGCGCCAUCUCGUAUUACUCGGGCAACCCCAAGGACACAGUGCCGGUCUGGAUCGAGGGCAUAAAGAUGAACAUAUUCUCCAAUCUCGCCAAAGGAAUCGAGAACGCUGCCAGCUUCUGGAAGAAAGGAUCACCGAACCAGCCUCUGCGACUCUGGGUCGACCAGAUUUGCAUCAAUCAGAGCGAUUUACCAGAAAAGUCGCACCAAGUCAACUUUAUGCGCGAGAUCUACCGGAGCGCUACACAUGUAUACGUGUCAAUGCCGGUGAAAAAGAACCUUCGCCCCGUUUUCGAAUGGCUGACGGGUCUUGCGGCGGCGAGGACGACGAAGGGGUACGAGCCAUCAUCAAACAUGCUUUACGAGAACCCGCCACCAGAGCCAAACCUCUCAGGAAGAUGGAGAGAUAGGGUAAAUCCAGAAUGGCCAGCAGAUUCCUGGGAAGACAUUUACCGUGUGAUCAAUCACUCUUGGUGGAGCCGCUCGUGGGUUUAUCAGGAAUUCAUUGUCGCCUCGGAUGUCUUCUUCCUAUUCUCUGACGAGGUAUCCAUGCCAUGGAGCCAGCUCCAUCCUAUCCUGUCUCUUUUCAUGGAACUGGAAACCGUCAACGCAUGCAAGGAGUCGCUGCAAAAACGGUAUCAGGCUGAUGACAUCAUGCAUCGGUACAGAAUCUUUGCCAGCAUCAAGCCCAUGAAAGACCAUCUUCGCAACGUAUUGAGGGCAGCCUUACUCGUCAACAGGGUAAUCGAGGGUAGAGAGCUAUGGGAAAGGCAAAAGCAUCAGAUCAACCUGUCUUAUCUUCUUCAGCACGCACGAAACACCGAGACCUCACAGCCAAAAGACAAGUUCUAUGCCUUUGUCGGACUGGCCAACCUCGAGAACGAAGUGCCAAUCCGGUACGAGCCAAGUUACAGCAUCCAGGCGGUGCUCAUCGACGUGGCUCGUGCGAUUGUGGUGCACGAGGACGCGGGCCUCGAUAUCUUGGCACAAGCAGGCACGGCGGCACACCGUCGAGACCUUCCCGAAGGCAAAGAUUCACUCCCGUCAUGGGUUCCAGACUGGGAUAAGCGGGAGGAUAUCGAGAGGCAAAAGUUCAUCGACGCCUUGGAGCUACCGUCCGCAUGCAGCGCAGGCACAAGUCAGAGCUCCAAAGCCACUCUGGACUUUUUGGAAGACAGACACGGGAAUGAGAGGAGAGUGCUCGUCGCUGCGGGAACCCAGGUUGAUAUUCUCGGAAGCGCCAUCGACAGAGGCCAUGACGGAUUCCUACCUUGGAAGUCCUUUUCAAGCUCGGACGGCCAAAGAGUGAUUACAACGACGAGUAUUGCGCACUUUGGGGAUGAGGUCUGGGUUCUUGACGGCAUGAGCUGGCCGGUCAUUUUACGAAGAAGUUCGGCUGACAAUUCCACUACGCUCCUUGCCAUCGCUAUGGUGCGUGAAAACGGCCAGCCUCAUCAGAUCAUGUUCGGAGACAAGAAUCUUUCAGGAGAGGCGGCUACGGUAGUAAUUGUAUGA
Molecule: messenger RNA, 1551 nt
Organism: Colletotrichum tamarilloi
Lineage: Eukaryota; Fungi; Ascomycota; Sordariomycetes; Glomerellales; Glomerellaceae
Exons: 2
Coding region: 1-1551 (516 amino acids)
Source: RefSeq, a predicted model, not a curated record